UCCGUUGUUGUUCGCGAGCACGUUUUCGCUUAGUCGUUGUUGGUCGAUCGACAGAGCAGCCAGCAACAUCAGUGUGUGAUCGAUCUUUGUUCUCGCUGUGCGUCGCCACAAUCCUUAUCGCUCAAAGCACACACACGGUACGGAACGCGGUGGGCGUCCAAAAUGAAGUCCCUAACAAUCGUUGCCGUGUUCCUGCUGCUCGCCGUAAUCCACACGAUACAAGCCGUUAUCUACGAGAAACAUUGUCUGAUUUUUGAAGAGUCCUACGAUUUCGACGAAAGCCGGUAUGCCGGCAAAUGGUACGAGAUGCGCCGUCUGUACGAUCCCAACGUCGUCGAGCUGGAGGACUGCGUGCAGGAGCAGUACAGUAGGGCGGAGGGUAGCCUUGAUUUCGAUAUCUUACGAGCAGCGCAGGAAGGCCCCACCGGGGAGGUAGUCUACUCGACCGGCACUGCGACGCCCAAGGUGUUCCACCAUGCCAAGGUGCCGCAGUUUAUUUUGCGUUACAAUACAACGGAUCCGGCUGAUCCAGAUACCGCCUUGGACAUUGUUAAAACGGAUUAUCUCAACUAUGCUAUCGUGUAUUCCUGCAAUCCCGUCAAUACGACAAUGGUUUCUGAAUCCGCUUGGGUCAUCUCUCGGGAUCCUGUACUGAAAAAGCAUACUGCCGAUUUGAUCAACAAGUUCAUCGAGAAGCAUUUCAACCAUCCGGAGCACAAGUGGCGCACCACCGAACAAUCGGCCAAAACUUGUAAGCCGAAUAUCCUCCCCAGCAGCGCUGCUAUACGAAUCUCGCUGUUCGGUAGUUUGCUACAGUUUUGCGUUGCAUUAAUGGCAGUUAAAAUGUUCUUAUAAGAUAAUUCAGUAAAUGACGUCUGAUGAAACAUAGUCAUACUUGGGAAUCUCAUUGUACAAUCUAUGCGUUAGAGAAGUGUUUGAAGUCGAGCAUGAUUUAAAUAAAAUUAAGUAAAGAAAGA
Messenger RNA from Armigeres subalbatus, 977 nucleotides. Its product is annotated as apolipoprotein D-like. The coding region runs from base 163 to 855 and encodes 230 amino acids. The record is from RefSeq and is a predicted model, not a curated record. The transcript has 4 exons. Gene Ontology annotation, biological process: lipid metabolic process; response to reactive oxygen species. Lineage: Eukaryota; Metazoa; Arthropoda; Insecta; Diptera; Culicidae. Gene Ontology annotation, cellular component: cytoplasm.